Messenger RNA from Lolium perenne, 1064 nucleotides. RefSeq lists its product as uncharacterized. The record is from RefSeq and is a predicted model, not a curated record. NCBI's taxonomy places the organism in Eukaryota, Viridiplantae, Streptophyta, Magnoliopsida, Poales, Poaceae.
CCAUGAAAACAGAAGAUGUCAGCAGCAUCUAGAGCUCGCAGAAACAACAACCUGUCAGCAGCCAAGCCAUCGUCCUUCUAUCCAUCCGUUUCUCUUCCACCUCUCCCUCAGCAGCAGCGGAUGAUGAGACCUCCUCCCUCGCCGCUCCAGCGCUGCUGCUCGCCUCCUUCCGGCACGGCUCCCCACCUCCUCCUCUACUCCUCGCCGGCUCCUCCCGCCGCCGCGUGCCGCCUCCCUCCCUCCGCGGCCGCCGUCGCGCGCUCUGUCUCGGUGUCCACCACCGUCGUCGAGGCCGCCGCCGACUCGGGCUCCGCGAUUCCUCGUCGCCGCCUCGUCCUCCUCCGGCACGGGGACAGCGCGGUUGGUGAACGCUUCACAAAAGAUCAUGACAGACCACUAAGCAAAGCUGGGAGAGCUGAUGCAAUAAGUGUUUCUGAUAAAUUUCGUCAAAUGGGAUGGAUACCCGAGCUUAUCCUAUGCAGUGAUGCAACUCGAACAAAGGAAACUCUUCAGAUCAUGCAAGAGCAUGUUGAAGGAUUGUCUCAAGCACUAGUGCAUUUUAUCCCAAGUUUCUAUUCCAUUGCUGCAAUGGAUGGUCAAACUGCCGAGCAUUUGCAAAAGGCAAUUUGUGAAUAUUCAACUGAUGAGAUACUAACAGUAAUGUGUAUGGGUCAUAAUAAAGGAUGGGAAGAAGCAGCCUCUAUGUUUUCUGGCGAUUCAGUUGUCCUCAAGACAUGCAAUGCUGCAUUGCUAGAAGCUGCUGGGAAAUCAUGGGUUGAGGCUUUUUCGCAGGCUGGCCUUGGGGGGUGGAAGCUUCAUGGCAUUGUAAAGCCAUAAGCCAUAAUAAAUUGUAGCUAGAGCUUGAUGCAAUUUUUGUAGCAUUUUUGUUCUUUUUUUUUGCCUCACUUAGCUACGAUUAAAUGUUACUGAGAAUAUUGACGUGGAUAGAUAGACGAGAUCAAUGCACUUCCCUACACAAAUAAGGCUCGUAAAAUAUAGGCCAAAACAUGAUCAUGAUGGAUGUCAAUUAUCUAGAAACUAAGUUUGUGCAGCUGUUAGAUUUA